AUGCCUGCUAAUGACACAUGUGCUGGGACAGAUGGAUCUAAUACAGAUUUUCGAUACUUCAUCUAUGCAGUGACAUACACUGUCAUUCUUGUGCCAGGCCUCAUAGGGAACAUAUUAGCCUUGUGGGUAUUUUAUGGCUAUAUGAAAGAAACCAAACGGGCUGUGAUAUUCAUGAUAAACCUAGCCAUUGCUGACUUACUACAAGUCCUCUCCUUGCCACUGAGGAUCUUUUACUACUUGAAUCAUGACUGGCCAUUUGGGCCUGGCCUCUGCAUGUUUUGUUUCUACCUGAAGUAUGUCAACAUGUAUGCAAGCAUCUACUUCUUGGUCUGCAUCAGUGUGCGAAGAUUUUGGUUUCUCCUCUACCCCUUUCGCUUCCACGACUGUAAACAGAAAUAUGACCUAUACAUCAGCAUUGCUGGCUGGCUAAUAAUCUGCCUUGCCUGUCUGCUAUUUCCUCUCCUCCGAAGCAGUGAUGACACCCCUAGCAACAGAACCAAAUGCUUUGUGGAUCUUCCUACCAGGAAUGUCAAUCUAUCCCAGUCUGUUGUCAUGAUGACCGUUGGCGAGUUGAUUGGUUUUGUCACUCCUCUUCUGAUUGUCCUGUAUUGUACCUGGAAGACGGUUUUAUCACUGCAGGAUAAAUAUCCUGUGGCCCAAGACCUUGGAGAGAAAAAGAAAGCCUUGAAGAUGAUUCUAACCUGUGCAGGAGUUUUCCUAAUUUGCUUUGCACCUUAUCACUUCAGUUUUCCUUUAGAUUUCCUGGUCAAGUCCAAUGAAAUUAAAAGCUGCCUAGCCAGAAGGGUGAUUCUAAUAUUUCAUUCUAUUGCCUUGUGUCUGGCUAGUCUGAAUUCCUGCCUUGACCCAAUCAUAUACUACUUUACCACUGAUGAGUUCAGAAGACGGCUUUCAAGACAAGAUUUGCAUGAUAAUAUAAAACUCCAUGCAAAAUCAUUUGUGAGCAGCCAUACCACUUCUAUCUUGACAACUGAACUAUGUUAA
This is a messenger RNA of Balaenoptera musculus (blue whale), 1002 nucleotides long. RefSeq names its product G protein-coupled receptor 174 (gene GPR174). The transcript has a single exon. Lineage: Eukaryota; Metazoa; Chordata; Mammalia; Artiodactyla; Balaenopteridae. The coding region runs from base 1 to 1002 and encodes 333 amino acids. Gene Ontology annotation, cellular component: membrane. The record is from RefSeq and is a predicted model, not a curated record. Gene Ontology annotation, molecular function: G protein-coupled receptor activity. Gene Ontology annotation, biological process: phospholipase C-activating G protein-coupled receptor signaling pathway; positive regulation of Rho protein signal transduction.